AGAUAGGCUCAGACUCUUUAGCGGCUCUUGUCCAUACUGAGCUUUCCAAACCGACAACCAAAUGCAGUUUCGUGAAGUCCUGGCCUUGUUGGCCCUCGCGACCACCCAGGCGUUCAAGACGCAGUCCCAGGGGAUCGUGGCAAGGGACCAGGAUGCCGGCAACCCCAUCCGGAAGGUGGUCACUAUGAUGGAGAAGCUGGCCAAGAAGAUCGAGGAGGAGGGGAAAAGUGAAGAGGACCUCUAUGAGAAGUUCGAGUGCUACUGCAGGAGGACCACCACGGAGCUGGAGCAGAGCAUCUCCAUGGCCGUGACGAGUCCCAUCACCCAGGCGGACAUCGAUAGCAGGAAGGCGGAGGUGGACACCCUGGAGGCGGAGGUGAAGAAGCUGAAGGAGGAUCGCCUCGCGGAGGAGGAGACCCUCAAGGCGGCGGAAGGGCAACGGGGCAAGGAGAAGGCCCAGUACACGGAGGAGAAGACAGAGGACAGCGAGGUCCUGGACUCCAUCACCAAGGCCUCCCAGACGCUGAAGGGAGGCGCCGCAUUCCUCCAGACGGCCAACGCCAGGAUGCUGCGGGCCAUCCAGCAGACGCCCCGCCUGGACGCCUCCGAGAAGCGCCAAAUCACGUCCCUUCUGUCGGGCGAGGCUGUGAAGAUGGAUCCGGACUACGUGAUGGGCAUUCUGAGUGGUAUGAAGGAGGACACCACUGAGAAGAUCAGCGCGGCAAGCAAGGUGGAGGCGGAUGCUGUGGAGAACUUUGGUGAGCUGGAGGCCUCCAAGAAGACGGAGAUCUCAAGCCUUCUGGAGCAGCUGGAGAGGAAGAUGCGGCGCGUGGGGGAGCUGAAGGUGGAGAUCGUGGAGAUGGAGCGGUCCAUGGCGGGCGCCGGCCAGUCCCUCGAGGAGGACAAGAAGAUGCUGGCUGAGUUAAAGCACAGCUGCGCUGAGAAGGCGUCUGCCUGGGAAGGCCGGCAGAAGGCCCGCAGCACCGAGCUGCUGGCGCUCCAGGAGACCGUCAAGAUCCUGGACACCGACGAGUCCCACGACCUCUUCCGCGGCCGCUCUGCCAGCCUCAUUCAGGUGGCGGCCAACAAGGAUUCAUUGAGGGAGCGCGUUCUGACGCUGCUCAGCCGCGCAAAGGUGAAUGACUCGGCGCGGGCACCUGAGCUGAACUUUCUGGCGCUGGCACUCAGCGGCAAGCGGGUGGACUUCGGGAAGAUCGUGGAGAAGAUCGACGGCAUGGUGGAUCUUCUGAAGGCGGAGCAGCAAGAUGACGCGGGCAAGAAGGCCUAUUGCACCAAGCAGUUCCAUGCCACAGAGCUGAAGAACCGAAGCCUCCAGCAGGAGAUUGCGUCCCUCACGGCCAGUGUGGCGCAGAAGGCCGACGCGGUGACGCAGCUGGUGGGAGAGGUUAAAGCGCUGCAGGCGGGGGUCGCGGCGCUGGACAAGACCGUGGCGGAGGCCGGUGAGAACCGCAAGGCGGAGCACGCGGAGUUCCAAGAGCUCAUCUCCUCGGACAGCUCGGCGCUUCAGCUGCUGGGCCUCGCCAAGCAACGCCUCAACCAGGUCUAUCACGCCAGCCUGGUCGCGGUGAGCAGCAAGAGUACCUCCUUCGAGUUCCUCCAAAUGGACCGCUUCGGCGCGCCGCCGCCGACCUUUGAGGGCGACUACCAGGCAAAGGCUCAGGAGAGCCACGGGGUGAUCAGCUUGAUGAACACCCUCGAGGGCGACAUCAAGCAAGAGAUGGCCCUGGCCAAGAGUGAGGAGGCCAACUCCCAGAAGGAGUACGAGGAGACGCUGGGAGAUGCUGCCAGCAAACGGGAGGCAGACCUUUCCUUGGCAGCUGAGAAGGCCAAGAACAAGGCUGACCUGGAGGUGGACCUGGAGGAGGACAAGACGGAGUCCGCAGGCAAGAAGAAGGAGGCGACAGCUACGAAGGAGUUCGCCAUGAACUUGCACAAGGAGUGCGACUGGCUGCUCGAGAACUUCGACCUGCGAAAGCAGGCGCGCGGGGACGAGAAGGAGAACCUCAUUCGUGCCAAGACGGUGCUGUCGGGCAUGUAAGCGCUGCGCCAUCGAUUCAUUUAGCUCUUAGCUGUGAUUCACUGG
Molecule: messenger RNA, 2104 nt
Organism: Effrenium voratum
Lineage: Eukaryota; Dinophyceae; Suessiales; Symbiodiniaceae
Source: the annotation of a GenBank genome assembly